AUGGCGCAGGUUACUGUGAAGGAGCUGAUAGCAUUCCCCUGCGCCUUGUCGGUCACUUGGCUUUGCCUUGCCAUCGAUAGGUUUAUGGGACUUGUGAAUCCGAGGGCAAUGUUUAUAAAUCGGGGAUCUGCACUACCUCAACAGAAAUUAUGGAAACUUGCCCGACUUUAUAGACGUGUUGCACCUGAGUAUACUUCCAAUUCUCAAGUUAUUUUGUGUAGGCUGAUAGGAAAUCAAUGGAAACAUCACAAACUAAAUACAACAUUUGCCGAAGCUGAUACAUUCAAGAGCGGAUACCGUACACCAGAAGGUCGGAAUAAAUUAUCAGAAAAUAAUCCACCUUCACUUUAUGAAACUAGCCCAGUUCACAUUCAUAAUAAGCCCAAAUCCUUUUAUUGUUGA
Molecule: messenger RNA, 402 nt
Organism: Ambispora leptoticha
Lineage: Eukaryota; Fungi; Glomeromycota; Glomeromycetes; Archaeosporales; Ambisporaceae
Source: the annotation of a GenBank genome assembly